CAGGAUCGAAGGUGUUAGUCACUAACCCGUUUGCGGUGGAUCAAGAGAACAACGAACUAGAGGCUGAACUUCGGACUGUGCUGUUUUGUUUCUGCAACUUUCGGUCAAUGACAUAUGGGUGUGUUCAAUAUUAGACCAUAAAUUGAUCUAUCAGCUAUCAAGUUUGAUCCACACGUGGUAGACUUCAGGUAAACAAGUUGGAAAGUGUUUAUGCCUGCUGAAGUGACGGUUCUUCCUACAACAUACACACGAGGAAAGAAAAACAAGAUUGAAGAAGGUGGAAGAACUCAUCCCUUGUUAAGGGCCUUAAUUAUGAUCUCACGAAAGCCAGAACCUUCACAGUAACUGAAGUUACGGUAAACUGCAGUUGGAUUAGUGGCUCUGCUUGGAACAUGGAUGCUAUUGAGGGUCUCCACAGUGUCCAGCUGUCCUCCUCUCUGCCUGCCUCUGCCUGCAACCCUGGGUAUGAAGUACUAGUCUCAGCUGGGUCUGGUGUCCAGGUGUACUCCAACGCUACGUUCUAUGGAAAACCCAGUGUUCUGGAGCAUACACAGCGGAGAGGGAGAGAUACAUAUCCCUCCUACCGAGAGGAGACUAAAGAGGAGAGGUGUGAGGUUGGAAGGUUGGUAGACCUGGAGCCCGGUCCGAGCCCCCGGGUGGACGGUGGUGGGCCGGCUGACCCAGGUUUCACCAGGCCCCAGGAGGGAGCUGUUACCCAGGCCCGGAGCAGGGGCAGGGAGGGCAGCAGGCUGGAGGGUGCUACCCAGCUGGAGGUUGCCCUGGGCGGGGAGCAUGAGGACAACGUGUCCCGCCUCCGGAGCUCUUCCCAGGAGAUCAGAGAGAAGGGAUCAGAGAUCCUACGGGACCAACUGGAUGCUGCACAGAAGGAGCUGAAGCUGAAGGAUAAGGAGUGUGAGCGUCUGUCGCAGGUCAGAGAUCAGCUGGAGCAGGAGCUGGAAGAGCUCACUGCCAGUCUAUUUGAGGAAGCUCACAAGAUGGUGCGGGAAGCCAACGUGAAACAAGCCGCAGCAGAGAAGCAGCUGAAUGAGGCUCAGGGCAAGAUUGAUGUCCUUCAGGCAGAGGUGUCAGCCCUGAAGACCAUGGUCCUAACCUCCACCCCGUCUUCCCCCAAUCGCCAGGCCCACCCUCAGCUCCUCUCCCCAGGCACUAGGUCCAAGGGGGCCAGCCCCCGCCAUGCAGGAGGACACACGCGCAACAAGAGCGCCAGCUGGGCCUUGCCAUUGGCCCCUGGUGGGAACUUAGACCCGCACUCCCUGCAGCCAGUCAGAGAGGACAAAGAGCCUACGGUUCCUGCGCUACUCUCUCUUAUUUUGUGUCUGGUUCCGGGCCACUCGAUCUCUGUGACCUAUGAACCCUACUGGGCAGAGAAGGGGGAGGGGCCACACUCUCUCAGCCGACAGAUGGACAACGUGCUGUAUGCAGAGUUCCUGACCUGGAGAGACAGACCGAGUCUGGACAGAACGUCAGCCUUCCUGGGCCGUAUCUACAGAGAGGACAUCGGCCCCUGUCUCUCCUUCACCAAAUCUGAGUUGUCUCAGUCGGUGCAGAAUGCAGUGGAGAACAACUCGCUGACCAUCGAACCGGUGGCCGUGUCUGCUUUACCCAUGAUCAAAGCCAACGCCGUAGAGUGUGGCGGGCCCAAUGGCCUGAGAGCAGCAGUAGAGACGAAGUGUGCGUUGAGCGGCAUGUCCCGGUCCUGUAAGCACCGCAUCAAACUUGGAGACCGAGAGAGUUACUACCACAUCUCUCCCUCCAGCAGGGCACGGAUUACAGCGGUGUGUGAUUUCUUCACCUAUAUCCGCUACAUUCAGCAGGGCCUGGUCAGACAUGAUGCGGAGCAGAUGUUCUGGGAAGUGACACGUCUACGGCGGGAGAUGACUGUGGCCAAGCUGGGCUUCUACCUCACUGACACAGACCAGGGAUAGAAGACAGACAAGAGGAGACAGUCACCGUUAGCCCUGGGUCAUGUUCAUUAGGGCAUACCGUAGCAAAAAAAUAAUAAUGUUGUGCUCGACGGACCAUUUUUUUUUUUUUGCAAGCGCUUCGUAUUGGACAGGUUCAAGAUAUUACCACCCGUUUAGGGGAGCUUUCUUCCAUUUUCAUACCUACUGAACACGACCCUGGGCUUAGAAGACAAGAGAUACCAAUCAGCUGUACAGAGACACAAGAUCACCAGUACUCUUUUUACACUGUCCUGAUAAUCCAACCCAACAAUCCACUGGGCUGGUUUGGCUCAGUAGUGUGAAAAGUCCUCAGCUGGACACGGUGAACACAGAAACCAGAUCACUGAUCUUAUUGAGUAGGGUGAGCGAUUUUUCAAAUGUGUCUGACGAGGGAAGCAGAAAUGCAACAGCAAAUAUGACACCAUUUAGCAAUUAGAUUAGAUUAGAUUCGUCUCGUAACAAAUCAGCCCGAUCUGGCGAGCUACAAGGUAGCAAAAAAAAAACAUUUGUAGCAAAACUGACCGUAAGCUUGUGAGAUCAGUAUAGUUCGUACGAUGCUAGCAGUUAGAGCUAUGUACUUUAUAAACUUGCACAAUAUUAUAACACAACUACAAAGACAUGCAAUGAAUAGCAUCUUUUAAAAGGACAGUAGCGUAUAUGUGAAAAUGUAUCAAUAUACCAUAGAAACUCUUGUUAUUAUUGUUACGUAAAAUUGACAAGUGGUUACACAGCUGAUCUUAGUUGGCACAGAUUGAAACUAUAUAUGCAUGUGUCAUGCUGCCACGGAAACACUAAUAUGGGUUGAAUCCUAACUGGUCAGGUCCAUCACACAGAUGUUUUUAAGUUGGAGUUCUGACCAAUAGAGAACUAUGCUGCUCACUUUUCAUUCUAACAGCUGUCAUGUGGUACCCGUGUACUAGUCCUGCAUGUUGUCUCAUCUCCUCUUACCUUAACAACCAGACUACGUACGUACGCGUUGUUGUCUCCUCUCACCUUAACAACCAGACUACGUACGUGUUGUGGUCUCCUCUCACCUUAACAACCAGACUACGUACGCGUUGUUGUCUCCUCUCACCUUAACAACCAGACUAGGUACGUACGUGUUGUGGUCUCCUCUCACCUUAAUAACCAGACUACGUACACAUUGUCGUCUCCUCUCACCUUAACAACCAGACAAUGUACACGUUGUCGUCUCCUCUCACCUUAACAACCAGACUACGUACGUACGUGUUGUGGUCUCCUCUCACCUUAACAACCAGACUACGUACGCGUUGUUGUCUCCUCACCUUAACAACCAGACUACGUACGCGUUGUCGCCUCCUCUCACCUUAACAACCAGACUACGUACGUACGUGUUGUGGUCUCCUCUCACCUUAACAACCAGACUACGUACGUGUUGUGGUCUCCUCACCUUAACAACCAGACUACGUACGUGUUGUGGUCUCCUCUCACCUUAACAACCAGACUACGUACGCGUUGUCGUCUCCUCUCACCUUAACAACCAGACUACGUACGCGUUGUCGUCUCUCACCUUAACAACCAGACUACGUACGUACGUGUUGUGGUCUCCUCUCACCUUAACAACCAGACUACGUACGCGUUGUCGCCUCCUCUCACCUUAACAACCAGACUACGUACGUGUUGUGGUGUCCUCUCACCUUAACAACCAGACUACGUACGUGUUGUCGUCUCCUCACGUUAACAACCAGACUACGUACGUGUUGUGGUCUCCUCUCACCUUAACAACCAAACCACCCAUUACGUUGCCUUAACCCUGAUAGAUUCUUGCACUACGUUGUAAAUGCCUUGCAUGGCUUAUAUAGGAAAGAAACCUCGACUGAGAAUGGGUUAUGGAAGGGAAGUAUUCACUCAGUGUGGAUUUAAAAUAUAUAUUAAAAAAAUAGCUGAGUCUGUUUUAGUACAAACCAGUUCAGAAGUAGUGUUGCAGGUACACGAAGUAAAAGCAUGGUGAGUGAUCUGAAAUAUCCUCGUCUUCACUCUGGAUACUGUGACCGCUUAGCAACGACUAUCCUAGAAAUUAAGAAUACAGUUUUAACACCACGGAGUUAUAAACCAAUCAUAGACAACUAAGCAAUACGUUUUGUUUUUUUCCCCUCCUUCCUGAUACUACCAAUUUUUAUUCACAGCUUUAAAAUAACUGUAGUUUUGGGAGAGAAAAAAGUUGUAAAUGAUUGCAGUAUGUUAUGCUCAACCUUAGUUGUAAAUUGCACUCCUGUAAAAUGUUAUUGAAAUUGCACUCCAGGUUGUGUAUGAUAAAUGAUGUUUAAGCCAAUACGUGACCAUGAAUUGUGUCGCUUUGCGUGGAUACAUAGCCAAUAGUGUGUACAGGGGGUGUGUUGGUGUUCAACAGUUAUGUUCUAGAACUCCAAAACACUAUAGUGGUGAUAUUAGCCAUAUCCUGCAUGAAAAUAUAUUUAUCAAGCGUUUAAAUGAAGAAUAUCGGAAGUCUGAAAGUGCAAUUAAAGCUUUGUUCUUACAGCCGU
Oncorhynchus masou masou (cherry salmon) is the source of this 4468-nucleotide messenger RNA. RefSeq names its product guanine nucleotide exchange factor for Rab-3A-like. Gene Ontology annotation, molecular function: guanyl-nucleotide exchange factor activity. The transcript is spliced from 13 exons. The record is from RefSeq and is a predicted model, not a curated record. Gene Ontology annotation, biological process: exocytosis. The coding region runs from base 393 to 1946 and encodes 517 amino acids. NCBI's taxonomy places the organism in Eukaryota, Metazoa, Chordata, Actinopteri, Salmoniformes, Salmonidae. Gene Ontology annotation, cellular component: Golgi to plasma membrane transport vesicle.